This is a messenger RNA of Pocillopora meandrina, 783 nucleotides long. The record is from the annotation of a GenBank genome assembly. Lineage: Eukaryota; Metazoa; Cnidaria; Anthozoa; Scleractinia; Pocilloporidae.
AUGGUAGAGGGCUCAUUGCGCAGUGUGGAACCGCUGGCGUAUUACGUAAACACGCUGUCUGAUUUCGAUAAGCAAGUUGUUAAGGCCCAUAAGGAUAAAGACCAAGAACGGAUCAAACAGCUAGCAUCAACUGGAAAUAUGAUGGACAUAGAUUUAUUCAUAUGUAUAAACAAGGCUUGGCAUGGCUUUGUUCUGUGCGUCCCUGCUGGCGUAGACGAAAGCGGUCUUGUCGACUUUUCUGAUGUGGUGAAAACUCCAUUCGAUGUUCCAGAUGUUGCUCUCUGUUGGGAGUUCGAAUUGUGCAUGGAAUACCAACAGCAGCGAAUGUAUAAGAUACGUAAGGAUUUUCGGCUCUUUAAAGACAUCGUCACCAGAAUUAAGAGGAGCUUUUACAUCGGCCGAUUUAAGCAGAUCACCUUGAAUGCUUUGCAGUUUGUUGCCCUUAGAGCUGCACCUCAUCGAUAUAGCGUUUUACUUGAGGACUGUGUCGAGUUCGCGAAAGAGUUCUGUGUUCAGACGCUUGCAUAUUCCUCCAAUUGGCGUGAGCUUGAGGAGCAGGUUCAUAGUAACAUCCAGAGAGCGACUGCUACUGGAUUCAGUGCCGAGAGGCUGUCGAGAAACAUCCGUAGCUCUGGUUGGCUGGGGAAUACCUUUCUUGGCGGGAUAGAUGUUAGCAGUGCGAUGUCGAACCGUUAUAUAUUACCGUUACUUUUUGCUCUGGUCUUUUUCCUCUUUGUGUAUCCGAUCGCUGUUGCCAUUAUUGUAGUCAAAUUAAUCAUGUAA